Messenger RNA from Iphiclides podalirius (scarce swallowtail), 1119 nucleotides. NCBI's taxonomy places the organism in Eukaryota, Metazoa, Arthropoda, Insecta, Lepidoptera, Papilionidae. The record is from the annotation of a GenBank genome assembly.
AUGACCGAAUCGUCUACAUAUUACGUGCAUCACAAUGAGCGCCAGGUCCUUAAUAACGAAAUUAGAGAUCAGAGUAAUGAUAGACAUGGGGACAGGACACCAGUUGAUCCAUACCCAACAGAUCCUUGGCGAAACGAAUCAUUGUGGCCUGUAAGAUUUGGAGAGCUGACCAAUAUUGGUAAAAGACAGCAUUAUGAACUAGGCAAGUGGCUUCGUAAGCGAUAUUCGAAUCUACUAUCCAAUGAGUUCGAUCCAAAGGAAGUAUAUGUUCGGUCCACAGACGUAGAUCGAACAUUAAUGUCGGCUCAAGCUAAUUUAGCAGGAAUGUUUCCACCCAUGGGUAAGACUGUAUGGGAUACUGAUUUGUUAUGGCAGCCUAUUCCAGUACAUACAAAGCCAGAAAAAGAUGAUGAAGUAAUAGCUAUGAAAAAGAAAUGCAUUGCAUACAACUAUGAAAAGGAGCGCUACUUUCAUUCUAAAGCCUAUAAGGACAGACUCAGUAAAUAUCAAAAUCUAAUGAACUACAUAGCAGCAUAUACUGGUAAAAAAAUUAAAGAUUACCAGGAUUUAGAAGACAUUUAUAAUAAUCUUUUUAUUGAAGAUUUGUAUAAUUUUACUUUGCCAAACUGGACCCAUUCUGUUUUUCCAGAUAAACUGAAGGAACCAUCUUGCUAUAGUGGACAUGAUUUCACAAUAGGCAAUAUUUUAUCUGCCAUGGGAUUUUUUGAUGGAAAUUGCCCACCAUACACUGCCACAAUUUUUUUGGAACUCAUAUAUGAUAACUCAACAGCUGCUUACUAUGUAAGGUUUUUGUAUAGAAACUCAACAGAGAUAGUGGAGCCAAACAUUUUAUUCAUCCCAUACUGUGGAAAAAGUUGUCCUAUUGAGAGAUUCAUUAAAUUAUAUGACAAUCUCAUAACAGUUAAUUGGGAAUAUGAAUGUGAGAAAAAAUUUACUUCUUUCAUUGGAGUGUCCUUACUGAUUGGUCUAGCUUUAUUUAUCUCAAUAUAUGUAGUUCAUCGAAUUCAUUUUGCGCGAAUUUAUAGACAACACAGGGUACUGACUAAUUAUAUUAAUAUAAACAACAUUACCAAAGAACCAAUCAACUGCAGUCAAUUG